This is a messenger RNA of Acanthoscelides obtectus, 381 nucleotides long. Lineage: Eukaryota; Metazoa; Arthropoda; Insecta; Coleoptera; Chrysomelidae. The record is from the annotation of a GenBank genome assembly.
AUGCAUUCUGCCAGCAAUGAAAUAUCCUUUGAAAAUACAAAUAACUUGUCAAUGGGCGGCUUCCGCUUGAGAGGUGUCACCUUAGAUUUUGUCCCAACGAUUUUACUACGAGUAUAUUGCUUGGACUAUCAACGGAAACUGGAUGACUAUUGUCUCGAAACACGUCGAAGAUAGCUUCUGAAUUCGCUACAGCCUUGGGAAACAGUCAAGUUCGCCGGUUGAAAAAAUGAAAGUAGUGUCAUUGGCGGAGCACAUCUGUACCAAGGUUGGUUGCGUUUAUAAUUCCUAGCGUUCAUUGCCAUGGACAAUAGGGAAGUGAAUAGAAUUCAAGUAUACUGGCGGCAAAUUCUUGACGAGGGAGUAGAAUAACUAUAACAGAAA